Xenia sp. Carnegie-2017 is the source of this 1457-nucleotide messenger RNA. Its product is annotated as palmitoyltransferase ZDHHC16B-like. Gene Ontology annotation, biological process: protein palmitoylation. Gene Ontology annotation, cellular component: Golgi apparatus. The record is from RefSeq and is a predicted model, not a curated record. The transcript is spliced from 10 exons. Gene Ontology annotation, molecular function: palmitoyltransferase activity. The coding region runs from base 35 to 1138 and encodes 367 amino acids. Lineage: Eukaryota; Metazoa; Cnidaria; Anthozoa; Malacalcyonacea; Xeniidae.
UCAAUAUACCACAAACCAUAAUACAAACACAAACAUGAAUGAAUUUCAUGCUCGGUUUAAACAACUUUUCCUUUAUCCAAAAAUCAUGGUAUUCACAGUAUAUAGCCUUACUUUUAAUGCAUUUCAAUCUCAAUCACCGUUAGCUGAUUGUGUAUUUGAACCUGUUAUCUGGAUAGUUGAUCAUUUUACUGGUAUGCUUGGAAGGGCACUGGUUAUUCUUGUAGUUCUCCUAACAUCAACUGUUGUUGUUAUAUUUUAUACAAAUGUCAUACCAAUUGUGCUGGAGUAUGAAAAUGUGGUUCUUAGUGCCUGUCAUUUAAUAUUUGGUCAUUGGUUAUUGUUGAAUAUUGUAUUUCAUUAUUAUAAAGCAGUUCUCACCAACCCGGGCCAUCCAGCAACAGGAGGAAAAGUUGCUGCACUGAAAGAUAUACAAGUUUGUACAAAAUGUAUGGAAGUUAAACCACCAAGAACUCAUCAUUGUAGUAUAUGUAAAAAGUGUGUUUUAAAGAUGGAUCACCAUUGUCCGUGGAUAAAUAAUUGCGUUGGACAUUUCAACCAUCGUUAUUUCUUUUUAUUUUGCGUCUACAUGUGUCUUGGGACGAUAUAUGUUUCACUGACAUUACUGCCAACAUUUUUUGAUCACAUAAAUUUCAUCGCUAGAGACAUUAUUAAGAGCUACAUUGUUGGAAAUAGUUCAAUUCCAUCCAAAGGACAAAACAAAUAUUUGCUAAGACCAAAAGUUGUUGAAAACAAAGAAGAAGACAGAGAAAGUAUUAAAAGUGCUGUUGUAUUUGAAUUUAUGCUAUGUUCGUGUGUUGCUCUUGCUGUCGGCGCCCUGGCUGGCUGGCAUUUUUGGUUGAUAUGCAAUGGAGAAACGUCUAUUGAAGUGUACAUCAAUAAAAAGAACAGAAAGAAAGCAAAACAGGAGGGCAAAAAAUACGUCAAUCCUUAUAAUUAUGGUCUUAUACGUAAUUGCAAGAUGGUGUUUGGUCUUGGUCGUUCAAGGGGAUUAUUGUCUAUUUUGUUGCCAUCAUCACAUCCGCCACAUGGCGAUGGUGUUACCUGGCCACUGCGGGAACUUCCCAAUGCAGAAAAUAGUUAUGCUGUGAAUAACGACAAAGCUAUAUUCAUGGCAUGAAGUGAACGAUCAAUAACUGAACUAGCAAGAUCGUCUAAGGUCUGACAAAGAAAUGUAUCAUUUAUGCAUGACAUUUAUGCGUUCGAAUGGUAUUGAAAUCACAACGAAAAAGAACGAUCCAGUUGAACAAAUGGAAAGAUUAUAGACAACACGUGAUUUGUCCAUUUCAGUGUGUUUGUUUCGACUCCAUGGAAACGUAAAAGAAAAGUUUGAACAAUACAAAUUUUGAAUUACUCAUUGGACAUCAGAACAGUACAAUGGAUUAUUGAAUUUAUACAAUUUUAAUAAAAAACAUGAAUUUCGUGAUCGAUGUUAUAAA